Anoplopoma fimbria (sablefish) is the source of this 2011-nucleotide messenger RNA. It is a transcript of the gene jpt2, whose product is annotated as Jupiter microtubule associated homolog 2. NCBI's taxonomy places the organism in Eukaryota, Metazoa, Chordata, Actinopteri, Perciformes, Anoplopomatidae. Bases 87 to 755 code for a protein of 222 amino acids. The transcript is spliced from 5 exons. Gene Ontology annotation, cellular component: nucleus. The record is from RefSeq and is a predicted model, not a curated record.
GCAUGCGCAGACGGUGCUACUUGCUGCACGUCCAGUUGGCAAACACACGAAGUUGUCUUCGCAAACUUUGAAGGCUCAAAACCACAAUGACUUCCACCAACAUGUUUCAAGGGUUGGACGCUGGUGCAAAAUCAAGCUCAAGGGUGUUGCAGCCUCCUGGAGGUGGCUCCAGUAACUUGUUCGGUGGCUAUGAAGACGACUCUGCAGCAUCAAGAAGACCUAAUAAGAUGGCCUCCAAACUGUUUGCUCCGCCGGAGGAGUCCCAGAGCGUACCCAGGCGCUCCAAUCCUCCAGGUGGGAAGAGUAGCGGAAUAUUUGGGGAUCCUGAACCUCAGGUCCGGCAACAUAGACACAAUCCUCCCGGUGGACAAAGCAGCGACAUAUUCGGUGCUGCAGAGAAUGCACCUGCCCAGAACUCAAACCGAAGCCACCCAAAUAAGCCAAAGGACAAUCUAGGUGUGGGACCUGAAACCAAGUCAUCACCUGCACCAGAAGUCAAGGUCAUCCAACCUGAAGUGAAGGAGGAAGUGGCCCCACCAGCUCCCAUGCCGGUCAAGGAGGAGCCUGUUGCUGCCCCAGCCCCCCCCGAGCCUGCACCUGAGCCCCCUGCUUCCUCUCCUUCGUCCUCACCUCCUAAGGAGAUGGAUGCGACUGGUGAGGGGAAGAACCACGAGCCUCAUCUGGGACCCAAGCCUCGCUCUCACAACAGGGUCCUCAACCCCCCUGGAGGAAAGUCUAGUGUGGUAUUCUUCUGAUCAGCUAAACACACAUCUCCUCCCUGUUCAUGUCCAUGCUCUUCUCGUCUGCUCCCCUGUCAAUCUUCUCAUUCCAGCACCCCUCUUCACACGGUUAUUCACCUGUACGUUUAAACACAGAGCAGGAAUUUCUGUUCUUCCAUCAGAUUUCUUUUCAAAUAUGUUGUCCUAAACUUCUUGCACUUUCAGCCCUGUUCCUUUCUUCCAUCUCUUUGUCUAAUUCUUCAUAUUCUUCUUCAAUGAAACCUGCAAUCAUUCAAUCACCAAUCAGUCAACAGGCUCGUUGUUACCUGAUCACUUUAACUGUGACUCUGUUCAAUCACAAUGUUCCGGUUACCCUUUCGUGGUUCCUGUGUUUGUAAAUGUAGUUUGGGUUACGACACAGUUUGUCAUUUUGAAAACGUUUAUGGUCUCGUGGAUGGUUAAGACAUUGGCGUGCUUGUACAGUGAUCAGCUUUAAACAGUCCUAGAUUUAAAUUAUUUGGUGUAAGAAAAUCCUUUGCUUGAAUUUGAAUGUGCUUGUUUUAAUCCUUAAUAUGUAGCCGUUCAAUCAGGAGGGGAUGAAAACAUCACCAAUGUGACAUGUUUCAGAGAGUUCCACUGGUGCCAACUCUUUGUGCGUUGCUGAAUCUUUACUGCAUUACUACUUAAAACAUUUUGUUUGGCAGUUAAAACAAAGUAAUACAUGUGAUGGACUCCAACCAAUGACCGUGUAAUGGAAGCCUUAUAUCAGUUCAGCAUUUUUUCAUCUCUUUUGCCUUCUCAUUACUCAUCCCUUCAUUUCAACUUGGGUCUAACAUUUACAAUCUGCUGCCGGAGCACAAUCUCUGUUAAAGGAUAGAUGCCAAAAAUUGACUAUGAAACAAAGAUGAAUACAAAUUGUUUACUCCUGAAUGUUUCUGCUUCCUUAAAGAAAAUUCCAUUUUGAUUGUAUGCGGAUGUAUUACGCAGGUACUUCUCUGCUUUCUCUUCAUUGUUUGCUUUAUCUGAGAACAUGCCUUUUAUGCUUGGGGUAGGCCUCUGUUUAUGUUUUAAAUUAAAACGGCUGAAGACAAGUGAACUCUGGACAAUCGCGUGACCUGCCUGAGUCCAGGCGGGCUCAUUGAUAAUAACCUUUACACCCAAUUCAUGAUGCACAUUCAUGGUAUUCUGAUGCCGGCCUGUCCCCUCGUGUGUUGAUGUGCCUGGCAGGCAAUGAGUGCAGCAGAAGAAAAUCCUGUGUAUUGCAAUAAAACUGUUGUUUUGCAUUUAAAAGU